Brassicogethes aeneus is the source of this 294-nucleotide messenger RNA. The record is from the annotation of a GenBank genome assembly. Lineage: Eukaryota; Metazoa; Arthropoda; Insecta; Coleoptera; Nitidulidae.
AUGUUUGUAGUGGCAGCUAAUACCACCAAACAAAAAUUGCUUGAAGAAUGUCGAUACGGCAAGGGGGCCUGGUCUGAAUGCGACCCGAAGACGAACCAGCGCUCGAGGACGCUCACAUUGAAAAAAGGCAACCAGACCACCUGUGAAUCCACCAAAACUAUUCAGAAGAAGUGCAAAAAAGUGCGUUCCUCCAACUUCAAAUACCGACACACAGCUGUUUCGACCUAUAAAGGGUCCCAUCAGUGUCGGGAAACUUGGUGUAGUGGAACGCACCCAAAACCAAAGACCACCUGA